AUGGUUGCCAAGACGAGGCGACAGCUCGCCAAGCUCGCGCUGCUUCUCCUCGCCCUGCUCCUCCUCCUCGCCGCCAUCUUGCUGUGCGUCUUCUUGAUCCCGCGCCACCACAGGAGGCCGCUGCCCCCUGCCUCGCCGCCGGGGAACGCGUCGAACCCCGACGACAGCAUCGUGGCGUUUGACUUCUCCCCGUACCUCAUCAUGUACAAGAGCGGACGCGUGCACCGGCUGGACGGCACCGCCCGGUGCUCGGCCGGCGUCGAUGAGGCCACGGGGGUGACCUCCAAGGACGUGGUGCUCGACAGCGGCACUGGGCUCGCGGCACGGAUGUACCUGCCCCCGGCGCUCGGCAGCAGGCGGCGGCACCCGGUGCUGGUGUUCUACCAUGGCGGCGCGUUCGUGAUCGAGUCGGCGUUCACGCCGCUGUACCACGCGUACCUGAACGGGGUGGCGGCGAAGGCGCGCGUGGUGGCGGUGUCCGUGGAGUACCGCCUGGCGCCGGAGCACCGGCUGCCGACGGCGUACGACGACUCGUGGCGGGCGCUCAACUGGGUGGCCAGGAACGCCGCGUCCGGGCCGGAGCCGUGGCUGCGGGACCGGGGCAACCUGUCCCGGCUCUUCGUCGCCGGGGACAGCGCCGGCGCCAACAUCGCGCACAACAUGGCCAUGCGCGCGGGCACGGAGGUGCUGGACGGCGGCGCGGCCAUCACGGGCCUCCUGCUCUUGGACCCUUACUUCUGGGGGAAGCAGCCGGUGGCCGGGGAGACGACGGACCCGGCGCGGCGGCGCCAGUACGAGGCGACGUGGUCGUUCAUCUGCGGCGGGCGGUACGGCAUCGACGACCCGCGGGUGGACCCGCUGUCGAUGCCGGCGUCACAGUGGCAGAAGCUGGCGUGCUCGCGCGUGGCGGUCACGUCGUCGGGCAUGGACGACUUCCGGCCGCGCGGCCUGGCGUACGCGGCGGCGCUCAACGGCAGCGGGUGGGACGGGGAGAUCGAGCAGUACGAGACGCCCGGCGAGCGGCACGUCUACUUCCUUGAUAGGCCCAAGGACCCCAACUCCAUCAAGGAGCUGGCCUUCGUCACCGGCUUCCUGACUCGGGAGUAG
This is a messenger RNA of Miscanthus lutarioriparius, 1107 nucleotides long. The record is from the annotation of a GenBank genome assembly. Lineage: Eukaryota; Viridiplantae; Streptophyta; Magnoliopsida; Poales; Poaceae.